Messenger RNA from Ananas comosus (pineapple), 2486 nucleotides. RefSeq names its product gamma-tubulin complex component 4. Gene Ontology annotation, cellular component: gamma-tubulin complex; equatorial microtubule organizing center; spindle pole. Gene Ontology annotation, biological process: microtubule nucleation; meiotic cell cycle; cytoplasmic microtubule organization. The record is from RefSeq and is a predicted model, not a curated record. Gene Ontology annotation, molecular function: gamma-tubulin binding; microtubule minus-end binding. The transcript has 16 exons. The coding region runs from base 113 to 2329 and encodes 738 amino acids. Lineage: Eukaryota; Viridiplantae; Streptophyta; Magnoliopsida; Poales; Bromeliaceae.
UGAGUGAGCGGUUCGAAAAAAGAAGAAGAAGAAGAAGAAGAAGAAGAAAAAAACAUCAACAAAGGGGAGAGAGAGAGAGAGAGAGAGAGGGAGAGGGAGAGAUCGCUGCAAAAUGCUCCACGAGCUUUUGCUCGCGCUCCUCGGCUUCACGGGCGACUUCGUCGUCGACUCGCGGGAUCGCUACGAAACCCUAGCCGCCGGCGCCGGCGCCGGCGCCUCGGACGGCGAGCCCACCUUCGAGCUCGCCCCCGACCUCUCCUUCAUCCACCCCUCCGAGAGGAGUGUUAUUGAAAGGCUCAUACGUUUAGGCUUUUACUAUAGGGAACUGAACCGCUUUGCAACCACCUCUCGUGAUUUAAGUUGGAUUCAAUCCAGUGUCGAUAUUCCAUUGCCUCAACCUAGCAAAAGUCAGAGGGGAAGAAAGGGGAGUGCUUACAGGAGGGCAAUUGCGAAUGGCAUUGUCGAGAUUUUAUCUGUUUACAGGGCUGCUGUUCUGCAGGUUGAGCAGAAUCUCUUAUCGGAUCCUUUGCCUAUUCUAGCAACCGUAACUCGAGGCCUCAGCAAGUUUGAGGUUCUUUUGCCGCCUCUUUUCGAGCUUAUUACGGAGAUUGAACGGGAGGAUAUUAGAGGAGGACAGCUUCUCAACCUUUUGGAUAAACGGUGCCAUUGUGGAGUGCCAGAGUUGCAAAAUUGCAUUCAAAGGCUCCUAUGGCAUGGACAUCAGGUCUUGUAUAACCAACUUGCUUCUUGGAUGGUAUAUGGAAUUCUCCAAGAUCCACAUGGUGAAUUUUUCAUCCAAAGACAAGAUGACAGAGAUGGGGAGAGCGAAUCAUCUCAUCCUGAUGUGAUUGAGAAGUUGAUGCAUAAAUCAACAGAUGAUUCAAUUCUAACUGAUUGGCACUUGGGAUUUCAUAUAUCUCUGGACAUGUUGCCAGAAUAUAUACAUAUGCGUGUUGCAGAAUCAAUUCUUUUCGCUGGAAAAGCAGUGAGGGUUCUUCGAAAUCCUAGCCCUAGUUUCAGAUUAAAAGAAUCUUUUGUGCACAAUCCAAAUGUGAAAGGGUCUCAUAGAGUUCAAGGCUUUCUUGGAAAUUUUGCUACCCUGAAGGAGUUGCCUGAUUCUUCCAAUCUUAUCACAGAAGAUUUACUACCCCAAUCCGAGGCUGAUAAAAUUAAUGCAAUGCUUCUAGAAUUGAAGCAUUCAUCUGAAUUCCAUAAAAGACUGUUUGAAUCUGCUGUAAGUUCAAUUCGUACAAUCGCAGCAAAUCAUCUAUGGCAGCUUGUGGUUAUUCGGGCCGACUUGAAUGGCCAUCUGAAGGCCCUUAAAGAUUAUUUUCUCUUAGCCAAAGGCGAUUUUUUCCAGUGUUUUUUGGAGGAGAGCCGUCAAUUAAUGCGUCUACCUCCUCGUCAAACUGCUGAAGCAGAUCUUAUGGUCCCAUUUCAGUUGGCUGCACUUAAAACUAUUGGCGAAGAAGACAAGUACUUUCCAAGAGUAUCAUUAAGAAUGCCGUCAUUUGGAGCUAAUGUAACUGCUACUCAAAAGGAUUUUCCUACAACAAAGGUUACUUCUGAUGUGUCUCAAAAAGACUUGCCACUCGAUGGUUGGGAUGCAAUUUCUCUCGAAUACUUCAUUGAUUGGCCUUUACAGCUGUUCUUUACUCAAGAGGUCCUUUCUAAGUACCGCAAGGUUUUCCAGUAUUUGAUCAGACUGAAGCGAACCCAGAUGGAGUUGGAGAGGUCUUGGGCUGCGGUAAUGCAUCAAGAUCAUGCUGAUUUUGCAAACUAUAGGAAGGACCGAAAGAACAACUCAGUUUCUCAACUGCGUCAACGCUCAAGCCCAAUGUGGCGAGUUAGGGAGCAUAUGAUUUUCUUGAUCAGAAAUUUACAAUUUUAUAUCCAGGUUGAUGUUAUCGAGUCCCAGUGGAAUGUUUUACAAGCUCAUGUGCAGGAUUCACAUGAUUUUACAGAACUAGUGAGCUUUCAUCAGGAAUACUUGUCAGCUUUGAUUUCACAGUCGUUCCUUGAUAUCGGGUCCGUUUCUAGAAUAUUGGAUAGCAUAAUGAAACUUUGCCUGCAGUUCUGCUGGAAGAUCGAACUAUAUGAAAGCAGUACAAAUCUGUCAGAACUAGAGCAUAUAACCGAGGAAUUCAGUAAGAAAUCCAAUUCUCUGUAUACAAUUCUGCGUAGCAGCCGUUUGGCUGGAAGCCAACGAGCGCCGUUUCUGAGGCAAUUUCUUAUGCGACUGAACUUCAACUCAUUCUUCGAGGCCACCGCGAGAGGCGUGCUGAAUGUGGUCAGGCCUCGCCCGACUCCCCCUGCCAUCCAGCAGUAACAAGCCCAUUGGUUCCGAAGGGUGUUUGCAUAUGUUGCGGCGUCAAAUUGAUUUAUUUUCUAAUGUUUGCGGAAGCCAUUGUGUGCUGAAUAUUUUCUAUCAUGUACAAUUAGUCUAUUGCUUCUCAAAAGAAAUAUACUUCUGCAAUUCUUUGUUU